Funneliformis geosporum is the source of this 518-nucleotide messenger RNA. Lineage: Eukaryota; Fungi; Glomeromycota; Glomeromycetes; Glomerales; Glomeraceae. The record is from the annotation of a GenBank genome assembly.
CUAUAGUAUUUGGAAUUGUCGGUGGAGUAUUUUGUAAUGUUGCUGUUAAGUUGAAACAUUUGUUGGAUUUUGAUGACGCAUUGGAUGUUUUUGCUGUUCAUGGAGUCGGUGGUAUAUGUGGAAAUAUACUAACCGGUAUAUUCGCACAAAAAGAUGUCGCGGCUUUAAGUGGCGAAAUUAUUAAAGGAGGUUGGUUAGAUGGAAAUUGGGUACAAGUGCUUUAUCAAAUUGCUGAUUCCUGUGCUGGUUUGGCUUAUAGUUUUUGUAUUACCUAUAUUAUUUUGUUCUUGAUGGAUAAAGUUCCCGGUUUAAGUCUAAGAAUUGAUCCAGAUUCUGAACACCUUGGUAUUGAUGAAGCUGAAUUGGGCGAAUUAGCUUAUUAUCAUGUUGACCGAGUCGCUAAUAUGAUACAAUUACAUAAUACGAAUGUGACUAACGCUAUUUCUAUUAAUCAUGGGAAAAAUGCCGUACCUAUUAUGCAAUCAAAUAAUCAAUACUAUGGUGAUUCUAUUCACUGA